Molecule: messenger RNA, 4362 nt
Organism: Cryptomeria japonica (Japanese cedar)
Lineage: Eukaryota; Viridiplantae; Streptophyta; Pinopsida; Cupressales; Cupressaceae
Product: disease resistance protein RPV1
Exons: 6
Coding region: 152-4006 (1284 amino acids)
Biological process (GO): defense response; signal transduction
Molecular function (GO): ADP binding
Source: RefSeq, a predicted model, not a curated record
AAACACGCAAUGUACGCGUUUUCCCUAUGUAGUCAUUUUUCCUUGUCACUUUGUCUGUCCCUCUCCUCUCUCUGCACUUUACCUCAACAAGAAGUCCGGCUUCAUUACUUUGUCUCUUAUACUUUCUUUGUGUUCAGGUCAGUCCAAUUUCAUGGCAUCUACUUCUAACACUAGCAGCUACUCACAAUUUGAAGAGUUUGCACCAUCUACAUCUACUUCUGGUAGAUCUUAUGAUGUAUUUAUUAAUCAUCGCGGAUCUGAUGUAAAAAAAACACUAGCCACUACUCUUUAUAAAAUGCUCACUAAUGGCAUGGGAGUGAGAGUUUUUCUGGAUACAGAAGAGCUUCAAUUGGGGGAUUCCUUGCCCACGGAACUACAAGAAGCAAUGAAGAGUGCUUCGCUUCAUAUUGCUAUAUUUUCAAAGAAAUAUGCAGAGUCUCGUUGGUGUUUGGAUGAGCUGUCAUUUAUGUUCAGAACAGGCACUAGAAUUGUUCCCAUCUUCUACUAUAUUGACAUUGGAGAUGUCCGAUAUGCAAAAGGAGUCUAUGCUGAAGCAUUUGACUUGCAUAAAAAGAAGGGUAGAUACAGCUCCGAAAAACUUAAGGAGUGGAAGAAUGCGCUCUUCAAUGUUUCACAUAACAUUGGUUACAUCGUUAAUAGCAAGGAAGAUGAGGAGUUGCUGUUGAAGAGUAUUACUUAUUGUGUUGUGAAAGAAAUUAGAAAGCUACCAUUUGUGAUCGCAGAAUAUCCUGUGGGUUUAGAUGAAAUUGUAAGAGACUUUGAAUCGGCUAUGCUUCAAUCUGACAGAAAUCAUGAGAAUGUGCAGAUUGUUGGAAUAUGGGGCAUGGGUGGUUCGGGUAAGACCACUCUUGCCAAAAAGUUAUAUAAUAAUAUGUAUCCAUCUAUGGAGAAGGCCAGUCUUAUAGUAGAUGUCAGAGAUGCAGCUAACAAUAACCUGUUGUGUGAGAAGCAGAAAAAACUUUUGGAGGAUCUUGGUUUUAAAAGUUUAUCAGUUGAUAAUGUUGAAGAGGGAAAAUCAAUUCUUGCAAGCCACUUGAGAUCUAUUCGAGCAUUAAUUGUUUUAGAUGAUGUCGAUCAUGUAGACCAACUAAAUGCUUUAUUGCCCAGCCAAAGAUCUGGAAGUUUGAUAGGAUCAGGUACUUUGAUUAUUGUCACUACAAGGGAAUUAGAAGUCCUUAACCGAUGCAGGAUCUCCUCCCAGUAUAAAAUGAAACCAUUGAGUGAAGUUCAUGCCAGACAACUCUUUUGUUGGCAUGCUUUCCUACAACCAUCACCGCUAAAUGAGUUUGAGGAGCUUGUUGAAAAGGUCUUAAAAACCUGUAGUGGGUUGCCAUUAUCGCUCAAAGUCUUUGGUGGGCAGCUUUAUGGAAAUUUAAGCAAAGAUUCGUGGGAGAUUCAAUUACAAAAGUUCUCUAGGAUAGUACCUGAAGAUAUCAAGAGCAGGCUUAAAAUAAGUUAUGAUGCAUUAGAUGAUGAAGAGCAAGAGAUAUUUUUGGAUGUUGCAUGUUUUUUCAUUGGAGAAAGAAAUGAUCUGGCAAUUGAAGUAUGGAACGGAUCAGGGUGGAGUGGUUCGAACAGUUUGGAGAGGUUGAGGAAUAAGUGUCUAGUUGAAAUAGAUGAGAGAAAUUAUAUCAGUAUGCAUGACCACUUGAGAGAUUUGGGAAAAGAAAUUGCCAAUAGACAAUCACCCUACCGGCUUUGGUCUCCCCAACAAAAUAUUAAAAUUCAUGAUAUACAGAAUGGGAUAGGCAUAGGAGGAAUAAUGACCAUCUUAGCUCCAGUAUUGAAUACCUGUCUCUGCUUUAAAGUUUAUAACGAAGAACGGAAUGGAAUAGGCAUUCGAGGUAUAAAGACCACCUCUGCUAUGGAGUUUGGCGAUUGCUCGUCGCACGCAGAACUCAUGGUUAACACAACCAGAGGAAUUUGGGCCCUAGCGCCUUCUAGACUUGGACUAAAAAUUAUUGUGGCUCGAGGUUGUAAUUUAAACCAUGUAAUUAGUGAAGCAUCAAGAGAUUUGGUCUGGCUUCGCUGGUUUGAUAUGGGGCAGAGAAAUCUUCAGUCAGUAAUUCCACUUAAAAAUUUGAGGGCUUUAGAACUCCAUGAGAACUGGAGGCGGGCAAAUCAUCAAUUACAAGAACUUUGGGUGGCUGAGUGUGACGCUCCUUUACAGUUAAGAGAGUUGAUUAUUUCUUAUUGCAUAGAAUUCCAAGGGUUUCCAAAGUCAAUAGGACGCCUCAAGCUAUUGAAAAAAGUAGUCAUCAAUUCGACGGAGGGUUUGAAAAGCCUUCCAGAAGAAUUCUGCCUACUACAAUCGCUGGAGCACCUGGAAUUAAAUCAAUGUAGUGAGCUGUCAUCACUACCAAACAGUAUGGGCAAUUUGAGAAAACUGCGGCAUCUAAGUUUGUGCGGGAGCAGGAAACUGGGGAGGUUACCAGAUUCUUGUAAGGAGUUAAUGCUGCUGCAACAUCUGAACUUAUGCAACUGUCCUAAUGUCACCUUUAAAACGGACAUAAUGGAAAACAUGUCAAAGCUUGAGUAUUUGAGCUUCGAAAACUGCUUUCAGUUGGAAGAGCUACCUCAGCAUCUCACAGAUCAGGCGUCCUUGAGAGAGCUCCACUUAGAAGGUAUGUUAAAGUUAAAGGAGGUACCAAUGAAGAUCGAUCAACUGAGCAAGUUAAGAAAAUUUUCUGUCGGGGGUACUUUAUUGACAAAUUUGCCGGCUUCUCUGGGAGAUUUGUCUUCCUUGACAGAACUCCAAAUUAUUAAUAGCAGAAGGAUAGAAUGUUUGCCAGACUCUUUGGGGCGUCUUAGUCUCUUAGAGAUAUUAGAACUAGACGAUUUAAGAAUGAAAUCUGUACCAGAAUCAAUUAGUCAAUUGAUUAAUCUUGAAACCCUGUGGAUAUGUCGUUGUCCAAUCAGCGAAGUAUCAAUUAGUUCUUCGUUGUGCAAGCUUAAGACGGUAGAUCUAUCAGAUAAUGAUCGAUUAUCCAAGAUCUCUAUCUCAGAAUACUAUUGUACUCGCCUCGAGACUCUCACAGUUGAAGACAAUAGCAAUCUACUGGAGAUAGAAGGCCUACCAAUUGCAGUCAGAAAACUGGUUAUAAGUGGAUGCCCCAAGUUGUGUGCGGUUCCCAGUUUCGCAAAAUUAACUUCUCUCCAAGAAUUUGAACUGAGAGGUUGCUAUCAAGUUCAGAAAAUUGAAGGUUUACAUCAUUGCAGAGAAUUGGAGACGUUGAAAGCAUAUACAUGGUGGGAGGCGCCGGGGCUACAAAGUCUGGAGUACAUGGAAAGAUUGAGGACGCUGCAUCUCACAGGAAUAAGGAAAUCAGUUGUUGAAGGUUGCAUACAAAGUAUCCAGAAAUGGCCUGGAGAAAUAAUAGUUUGUACGCGAGUGGUCCAAAAUGCAGCCUCACUUGAAAACUCCUGGGCGUUUCCUACUUUGAUUUUCGUUGACUCCUGCUCUAACGUGCAAACUGAUUCGAUUCACGGGCCUAAAUUGGUAGUGAAGCAGCCUACCGAUGACAAUUCCAUUAUUGUUUGUUUUGUUAUAAGGACUCCAGUGAAGAUUCAAUUGAUUAAAAUUAUGGGAGAUUCAAUGGAUUGUAUAUCUGAAGUGGAUGUGCAGGAGGGGACAUGGAUAUGGAUAGGUGUCUUCACACAACGUUCUACAUGGUACACAUCAAAGAGCUUCGAGGCAUCUUUUUCAGGUGGUGAUGACAUAGUGGAUUCAGAUGAGGACAUAGUGGAGAACGAGGCAUCUUUUUCAGAUGGGGAUAAUAUAGUAGAUUCAGAUGAGGACAUAGUGGAGAACAAGGCAACUUUUUCAGGUGGGAAAGACAUAGUGGAUUCAGAUGAGGACAUAGUGGAGAACGAGGCAUCUUCUUCAAUGAGCGAUGUCAUAGUGGAGAAAGGAUUCCUUGCGAUGGGAGAAGAGGAUAGAGUUACGGAGGCUUUGCGCUGGUUAAUGGGGGCGAGGGAAAUUUGAUUUUUCUACAUUGAAGUGGGUAGAUUUAAAUUUUCUGUAGCAGCGCUGGUUCGAAUCCUGAGCACUAAAUAAAUGAAUGUAGUAAGGACAGAACAGAUCACCUGGAUUGAAUGUAGCGGGAAGAGAACAGCUCACCUGGAAUGAAUGUAUGAGUGGAGAACAGGCAAUUCCAGGUGACAUGUUCGAGUCCUUGCAGUUGCCUAUGUAAUAUGGUCCAGUAAGUUUAGGGUUUGCCUCUGGUUUCUUUUAUUUUUAACAUUUUGCUGUGGAUUGUAAUGCAUGUCAGAUCCAAAUUAGAGAUCAAUUAUGUAAGUGAACUUUCAUUUUAGCAAUAUGUAACCUCUACAAUUGUUGUA